CAGCCCGGACUUUUCCAAACGUUUGGAAGGAAGACUGUCUGUGAUUAUUGACAGCUGAGUGCAGUGAGAAUUCUAAUCAAAAUAUUUUGAUUUAUUUGGUCGUGAAGAAUGGGUUCCAGUUCUAAAAAACAUAAGAAAGAUCGGGACGGAGGGUCGCGUAAGCAUAAGCAUAGAUCACGUUCACGCUCCCCAGCUUAUUCGGGGGAACGAGAUGUGUAUGUGUCCGGUCGCCACAGGCAUAGGUCUCGGAGCCCCGCGUCUCCAUUGGGGCGAAGUAACGUUUAUGAAUCCGGCCGGGACCGUGAACGCGAGCGUGAGAGCCGUGAAAAACGCCAUAAGCAUCAUCAUCACAAACGACACAAGGAACGCAGAGCCAAACAUCAUUCGAGGGACAAUGGACGCGAUGAUAAUCGGACGGUGGUCAUUGACGACGAUGAUGACGACUAUCAUUCCGACAGUUCCGAUGUUAUAGAGGUGCCGAUCGCACCUCCUGCGCCAAUCAUCUCCAGACAACCACCAGAACCUGAAAGAGAACGGAUUAAAGAAAGGGAAAAAGAAAGGGAGCGUGAACGGGAACAGCGUGAACGAGAACGUGAGCGAGAUCGUGAACGAGAACGUGAGCGAGAACGUGACCGAGAACGGGAACGUGAAAAAGAACGCGAACGCGGAAAUCAACAUGAAUCACAAAAGUCACGUUCGCAUUCUCCAAUUCCUGAGAACGGGGCUGGCGAUUGUCUGUCAAUUGAAGAAACGAAUAAGCUUCGUGCGAAAUUGGGUUUGAAGCCACUAGAAGUUGAAUCGUCAACAUCAGUAUCUAAGGAUACGUCAGCAAAGAAAAAUGAGGAAGGACUCAAGUCAUUCAAGGACGAAUGGGGUGAAUUCUUGCAUAAACCUGCAACGAAUCUUAAGGAGAAACUGGAGACAGAGAAAAUGCGCGCAAAGCUGCAGGAGCGUAAAGAGAAAAGAGCGUUAGAAGACAAGCUGAAGAGGAUUCAAAGCUUGGGCGAGUCAGAUGAUGAGGUCGAUGAUGUGAAUAAGUGGGUGUCCAGGAGUAAGAAGCGAGAAGAAGAAAUUCAAGCAGCGCAGAGGAGGGCAAAACUUCUUGAAGAAAUGGAUGCAGAGUUUGGUGUGGGAAACAUUGUUGAUGAAGAAGCUCGACGAGUAAGAAACAAUGCCUAUAAGGAUCGUGAUUUGAAAGGAUUGCGUGUGGAGCACGAUAUUGAUGAAUUCACAGAAGGUCGAAGUGUGAUUCUUACACUGAAAGAUAAGGACGUGUUGGACGAAAACGACGACACUCUUGUGAAUGUCAACCUUGUGGAUGAAGAACGUUAUCGGAAGAAUGUUGAGAAUAGAAAACAGAAACCAAAUGCAUAUGGAUACGAUGUCUACGAGGAAACAGUCGAUGAGUUUGGCAAUCCCAUCGAGAGAUCCAUCCUGAAUAAAUAUGACGAUGAAAUUGAAGGAGGCAAAAAGAAAAGUUUCACAAUUGGAGAAAAUAUAGACGAGGAGCGUGCACACCAAAGAAAAUUAUUGGAGAUCAAAACGAAAUUGGCUGGAAAGCGGUUGGAAUCACUAAAUGUCGAAACACUUAAGCUUGCCUCCGAUACAUACACAGAAACAGAGAUGGAAAAAUUCAAAAAACCAAAGAAAAAAGUGAAAAAGCUUCGUCAGAAAUUAAAAGCCGAAGAUUUGUUACCACUUCCUGGUCAGGAUUCUGCAUCACAAAGCGACUUGGGUCGACGAGGUCGCAAUAGGGGUUCUGUUUUAGACACAGAUGACGUUCCCGAUAUUUCCGAAGACAUAUCCAAAGUGAAAGUUGAAGACGAAACGGAAGACGAUUUAGAACGUGUACUUUCCAAGGCUCGUAAAUUGAAACAGAAGGAGUCUAUCAUCAAAAAGUCAAUUCCCAUUGAUGUCACCCAAAUUAAAACAGAAAUCAAAGCAGAAGCUGAUUCUGAUGAAGAAAUGACCGACACGAAGGAUGGAAACAUAAUUUUGAAUGCUACGGCAGAAUUCUGCAGAACACUUGGUGACAUCCCAACUUACGGUAUGGCGGGUAACCGUGAAGAAGAUACAAAUGAUAUGAUGGAUUUCGAACAAGAAAGUAUUGAACCAGAUUUGCCCCUUGACAUCAAACCGGCUUCAAGCACAGGAACAUGGAAUUCUGUCAAUCCAGACACGGUUGUGCGUGUUUCGUCUGAAGAUAUUGCGAAUGAUAUAGCGGAAGUUGCAAUUUUGGACGAAGAACCGGAUGUAGGAGAAGGUGUGGCGGCCGCACUACGAUUAGCUAUGUCUAAAGGCUACUUGGAGAAGGAGGAUACAAAUCGACCGAGUAAUUCACGUAUGGCACAUCUACAAGCUAAGAAUUAUUCGAUAGAAGAUAAAGCGUACGGGGAGGAAGAUAAAUUUGGUCGACGUGAUCGUUACCACAGCGGACCAAUUAUGGAGUUCAGGGAGAAGGAAACGUUCAAGCCCAAUGUGAAGCUUGAGUACAUUGACGAUAAUGGUCGUGUGCUCAACGCAAAGGAAGCAUUCAGAUACCUAUCACACAAGUUCCAUGGCAAAGGUCCAGGAAAAAAUAAAAUUGAGAAGCGGUUAAAGAAAAUGGAACAAGAUGGGCUUAUGAUGAAAAUGAGUUCCACAGAUACGCCUUUGGGAACUUUGAGCAUGCUUCAACAAAAACAGAAAGAAACUCAAACACCGUAUGUGGUAUUGAGUGGCAGUAAACAGAACCAUGCGAGCACAAGUAUUUCCAAACAUAAGUAAAAAUCAUUUUAUAUUCGGAGAAGGCUUAGUUGUUAGAAAAACGAUAUACCUACCAUUACAUUGAAAUCUCCUUGCUUC
Messenger RNA from Hermetia illucens (black soldier fly), 2844 nucleotides. RefSeq names its product U4/U6.U5 tri-snRNP-associated protein 1. The record is from RefSeq and is a predicted model, not a curated record. Gene Ontology annotation, cellular component: U4/U6 x U5 tri-snRNP complex. The transcript has 6 exons. Lineage: Eukaryota; Metazoa; Arthropoda; Insecta; Diptera; Stratiomyidae. The coding region runs from base 109 to 2766 and encodes 885 amino acids. Gene Ontology annotation, biological process: mRNA cis splicing, via spliceosome; maturation of 5S rRNA.